Cynara cardunculus var. scolymus (artichoke) is the source of this 1305-nucleotide messenger RNA. Its product is annotated as transcription factor MYB86-like. The record is from RefSeq and is a predicted model, not a curated record. Gene Ontology annotation, biological process: regulation of stomatal movement. Bases 1 to 1008 code for a protein of 335 amino acids. Lineage: Eukaryota; Viridiplantae; Streptophyta; Magnoliopsida; Asterales; Asteraceae. The transcript is spliced from 3 exons.
AUGGGUCGCCAUUCUUGUUGUGUUAAGCAGAAGCUCAGAAAGGGUUUAUGGUCACCUGAAGAAGAUGAAAAGCUUCUUAAAUACAUUACCCGAUUCGGCGUUGGUUGCUGGAGUUCUGUUCCUAAACACGCCGGAUUGCAAAGAUGUGGAAAGAGUUGCAGGCUUAGAUGGAUAAACUACUUGAGGCCUGAUCUUAAAAGAGGAAUGUUUUCACAACAAGAAGAAGAUCUCAUACUCAAUCUGCAUCAAGUUCUCGGCAAUCGGUGGGCACAAAUUGCCGCGCAGUUGCCGGGAAGAACAGAUAACGAGAUCAAGAACUUCUGGAACUCGUGUCUGAAGAAAAAACUGAUGAAACAAGGGAUUGAUCCGAACACCCACAAACCGAUGACGGAUAACAACGACGUUAAAGAGAAAAAGAUCGAGUUUUUCGACAAAAAAUCCGAGUUUUUUCCGAGCUCUUCGUCGUCAAUGCCAAUGACAGCAGCUGAAUUAGAGCAAGCUUUUCAUGCCAACAAUGGUGGAUUGAUCUUAUCCUCAUCAUCGUCGAUGGACACCGGUUCGUUCUUAACCAAAUCCGCCUGCGACCCUCUAUUCUUAGUCGAAUUCCAGUCCGACAUCGAUCCAAUCACCUACAACUCCAAUCUCUUAUCUCAAUACCAACAAACCGGUUACGACACUUCAUUGCCGAAUUUAGCAAGUUUUUCGGAUCAUUCGGGUUCGAAAAUGAAUACAACGACCUCAUUCAUAAUGAAUGAAGCAAGAGAUAGCUCAAGCACCACCAACAGUUCACAGAUGAAUAACAGCCUUUCUGCAGGGUUUCAACAGAUGACAUUUGAAGGAGAAAUGUUCCAUUUCAAUGGCGUCAAUGUGAAAUCUGAAGAAGGGUGCAUAGGUCAAUGGGAACAACAAAACAUGCACGAGGUACAAGUCAAUAAUGCAUCAGAUUUCAAUAUGUACCCAAUGGGGUCACUAUCCGGUGAAUACACUGAUGUUUUCCAUCAGAUAUGAUUGAUUCACAUGUAAAUUUACAUACACCAUUUAUUUUCUUUCUUAUCAACAAAAUAAACUCAAAAAAAGGUUGAUGGGCACAGGGCACAGUUACCCGAUUAAUCGUACAGCUAGUUUUAUAUCGAACCGUAUGUAAUUUUUUUUUUUCGGGUUUUCGGUUUUGGGGUUUUUGUUUCGGUAUAGAGAGAGAUGACGAAGGCUUUGUAAAGUUUUGUUGGAUUGUUGAAACGGGUGGGGUUACAACAUUUUGAUGUCGUUUAAUUUGGCCCGAAUAAGACGUAUAUUAAAAGGUGUCGA